UUUCCGAACCAUUAAAGCCAGAGAGAAAAACAGAAAAAAAAAACAAGAAGACGAGCUUUAAAUAUUAAAAACUAUUAAAAUCCUUUUAAAUUAUAAGCGAAAUAUUUUGUAACUUUGCCAAAUGUAUCCAGCAGCUUAACCAGCCAUCAAUUGUCUUUUGCAACAUGUAACAAGAACAACAAUAACAACAAUAAUAACCAUAUAGUGAAAUGCUGGCAACGACAGACCAUAGGAUAUUGUUGGCAAUUAAAUGGCAAAAGGAGAAGGAAAUGUUUUUCGUAAAUUAACAGAGAUUCAAAUGUAAUUAAAUUAAAAUAAAGCCAAUAACAAUAACAAGAGCAACAGAAAUAGCAAGAACAGAAAUAAUAAUAAUAAUAAUAAUAAGAAGAAGAUAUUUGCGAAUGGCGAAAUAAUUGUUUAUUUUAUAUGUUUACUUCAGUUUAUUCUUCAAGUUUGUAUUCUUCAAGCUUUAGUAUAAAGCAAAGUGAAUGAACGUAAGAAACGAAAAGAAAGAGAGAGAAAAUACAAAAAUUUGCUGCAUCUAAAUGAAGUUAACAAUCUGUCAAUUUAGUAAAUUAUUUCUGCUGUUGACAGCUUUCUUCUAUAUUCUCGACCAAUGCAACGUUUUACCAGCAUCAGCAAUUGUUACGAUUAAGGCAGAAACUGUCAGCAUAGUUUAUGACAAAGACGACGACAAGAACAAUAACAACAACAAACACAACAACAACAACAGCACCAACAACAACACCAACAACAACAACAACAAUAAAAACAAUAAAGAUAUAAAGAAAUUCGCAAAAGUGAAAGAAUUGUAUUCAAGUGAAAUAUUUCGAAACGUGGAAAAUAGUUUAGAAACAACAACAACAACAACAAGGACAACAACAGCAACAUUAAUAGAUAAACUAGAAGAUACCUUAACAAAGAAUGAAGUGUCAUUAUUAAUGAAAACAUUAGAUAACAAACAAGAACAACAAGAGCAACAACAAGAGCAACAACAACAUAUAGAACAGGUAUCAACAAUAACAACAAUAAAUGAAAGAAUAGCAAAGGAUUUAAAUAUAGGAAAAUCAAUAGAAAAAUUAUCGAAGCAUAACCAAAGCUUAUAUGUUAGGUUGAAGGGAAGUAUAAAUAAAAACGAAAACAAAAAUAAAAAUAAAAAUGACAACGACAACCGUAACGACAGCAGUAACGACUAUUACAACGUUGAUAAGAAUGAUGACGAAAACAACAAAAACAACAACAACAACAACGAUGAGAACGAGAACGUUAAUGCAAAGGAUAACAAGGCGAGUGACGUGCAUAGUAUGACUGCUGCUGCUGGUAUUGACCUGAAAAUAUUAUCAGCUCAUAAACUGACAACACUUGUGAGAGACGUUGAAAACCAACAACAUUUUAUGGCAAACAAACAAAAAGCAACAAUAAAAACAACAAUCAUUCCCAGUUCCACUAUUAUAUUAAGCAAUGAUUUUAUAUGGCAAAAAUCAAAAAAACAACAACAAGAACAGCCGCAAUAUAAAUUGCGAUCUUCACCAACGCUAUUGCCAUCACCAUUACCAUCACCAACACCAUCGCCAUUGCUUUCGUCUCUAGCAUCCAUAUUAAUGCCAGCUAACAAAAUAACAUCAACGUCAACAACGUCAGCCUCAUCAUCAGAAUCUCGACACAACUCGCCAUCAUCGUCAAUGCUACACAGCAACAGCAAUCGCAUGAGUAGUAAUAGUGGUAAUGGUAGUCGUUCAUAUCGUCACACGGCCAAUACAAUCAAGUUACAGCGACAACACCAACAAGAACACCAAAAAGAACAACAAAUAGAACGACAGCACCAACGACAACAACAACAACAACAACAAGAACAACAGCAACAGCAACAGCACAAGUAUCAGCACCAGCACGAGCAACGUGUGGGUGUAUUAGUGCCAUCCGCACUGCUCAAUAGAAUGCAUGUGCAACAAGGCUUUCGUAAUUUUAUGGAAUUUUUUCAAGUGAAUUUCAAAAACGUUACUGUGGACUUUCUACUCGAUGACGAUUGGCGGCAUUUCGUGAAGCUACUUGAAGGAAAUUACUAUACAAUGCUAGUGAAAACUUUGAAUAUUGGCGUAGAUCUACAUAUUGGAGAUAAUGAGAAUGACAUUAGUAACUAUAGCGAUGCUGACGAUAGUGUCGCUAACAAUCAUAGUCAACGAGAAGUUUUGCAAAGUCAACAACGUGACGAUGAAAUGAAAACUAAAACGAAAAGUUACGAUAGUUUGCAACAGCAGCAGAAACAACAACAACAACAACAGCAGCAACAACAACGCUCAUCAAACAUUGGUUAUUGCCGCUUGGGUAAAGAGCUAGCACGUGAUUUUAAUAAAACCGUUUUAUUAUGGCCCUGUCCUCAUAUAAAAGAGUCUGGCAGCUUUCUACCGUCAUACGAAGCAAUUUCGUUUGCUGUUAAAAGUAUUGCUAAUAAACUUAAUUGGACUCAGGUGGAUAUUUAUGUUGGAGAUGAAAAUUGGGCUUUACCAAUGACCAUAGCAGCCAAUCUGCAUAUACCAUAUAAGAUUGUGAUGGGAGAAGAUAAUAUACAUAGUCUUCAUGCAUCCGAUAAAAUAGGCAAAGCUAUUAUUCUCACAGCCGUUAUGAACGAUAUAAGCACAUUGCGUUUACUUAACAAACUGGAAACUUUAUUAUAUACUAAGGUGCUGUUAAUAGACAUUAUGGCGGCAUCUUUCAAUGCUAAGAACCAGUUUUAUAAGCAUUUGUCACGCAUUAAUCCACGGUCAUCAUUAAUGUCUAAUCUUUUGCUACUAACCGUGCUCAGCGAUAAUUACCGUCAUUUUCUAAAUGUAGCCUUCGAAGAUAAUGGCAUACAAAUGGUGCAAAAUUUCCGUCAACUUAAACGUUUGAAAACAAUUGCAAUUACCGACUCGCAACAUACCAACGAUAGCCUUGAGUAUUGGCCGAAUGCUAAGGUAUUAUCGCAGGACUUUUCCUCCUCCUCCUCCUCCACAACCAGUAGCGAUGACAAGAGGAGUCAGUUGUAUUUAAGCGACAUAAACCAUACAAACUUUACAUAUAAAUGGCUGAAAGCCUGUUCUUCUUUGAAUUUCUUUAAUAUUAAUGAUAACCGACACAUUUGUCAACAUCAGGAACAAAUCAUAGAGAAUUGUUGGCUUUAUCUACGAAAUGAACAGCGUAAGGUCAACCAGCGUGAGAUUUUAGCGGAGCAUUUGAUUAAGGAUUUACGCAAAUUAUUCACGCAGCAGCUGUGCCGCAAACAACCACUUUAUGAUGAUGAACAAUCAUCAACUGUAACUACAACAAAAACAACAACAACAACAACAACAACAUUUGAAAAUAUUAAACGCGAUCAACAAUUGAUUGCAAAUCUACGUGAAUUCAUAGAUUUUUUUAAUUUUUAUGAUUUUUUGAUUGCAAAUAUUUUAGCGAAUAAACCAGCGAACGCAAAUCAACCGCGAAAACAUCAACAGCAACAACAACAUCAGCGACAUGUGCCAAAAUAUGAUUUUAUUGUAUUGGAUGUGGUGUUGACUGAUGACGGCGUUUAUGGCGGUGGUGGCAGCAAUAAUAACAGCCAGCAUAACCGUAUUAAUAAUACAUCAUCGAAUAAUUUGUUAAAUGCUUUCAACUGGCGUCCAUUAUUGAUACUUGAGCUACAUGAAAUCAAUUUAAAAACCUAUAUAACUCAUUCAAUACAACCCGGCUUUGAUGAUUGGCUGCUGGUUACCAAUGUUCAAUUGUGGCAUUGCAAUACCAUAUGUUGGAUUGUUAUCGCCGUUUGUGUCGGUUUUCUAUUGUUUGUUGUGGUGGCCAGUGUGGCGGCGGGUAUAGCCUUAAGAAACUAUUUGCUAAAAAAACGUUUAUCCAAGGGACCCAACAAGAUUGUCUUAUCGGCCAAUGAUUUUGUCUUUCCCGUCGAUUCACGUAGAGUGGAUGACGGAAUCGAAGCCAUGCUGCGUUGUUGGUUGCAGCAAUUACAAGAAUUCGGUGGUCCCGAAGUUGAUAAGCCAGAUUUGUUGAAAGGUUCAAUUGGAUCGUUGAAAAAUUUGGGUUUCAUAAUACCCGGCGCAUCCACUAAUGCAGCCAGUUCGGCUGGUGUUAAUAAUGCAACAACAAAUGGGAAAUCGUCAAACACCGGUGCCAAUCAUCUUGCCCGACAUAAUCCGGCUUUACUGGAUAUGAGAGCUCGAUACAAUGGCGAUUUAGUGCAAUUGAAGGAAAUACAAAUGAAUGGUUCAACGGAACUCAAAGCCAAAGCCAUGGAUCUUUUGGUAAUGGCUCAUGGUUUACGACAUGAGAACAUUAAUCCUUUAAUAGGUUGGCUUGCCGAUCCCAAUCGUACUGCCAUGGUUUUCGAUUUUUGUUCGCGCGGUUCAUUGCAAGAUGUUCUGAUUAUGGACGAAAUCAAAUUGGAUUGGUCGUUUCGUUUAAGUUUACUGACAGAUUUAGUGCGUGGUAUGCGAUAUUUGCAUAGUUCGCCUCUGCGUAUUCACGGUACAUUGACUUCACGUAAUUGCGUGGUCGAUGCACGUUGGGUGCUCAAAAUAACCGAUUACGGUUUGCCGCUUUUCUAUGAGGCACAAGGUAUACAAUCACCUCAACGUACAGCAAAAGAAUUAUUGUGGACAGCACCUGAGCUGUUGCGUGCCAUGAAACCACAACCAACGCCCUCGCAUACACAUCAACAACAGCAACAACAACAACAUCAACAACACCAUCAUCAUCAUCAUCAUUACUCCUAUUAUCUUACUCAUCAUGCUAGAACGUUAAUGGGUACCCCAGCGGGUGAUGUGUAUUCAUUUGGCAUAAUUAUGCAGGAAGUGGUGGUCAGAGGUGAACCGUAUUGUAUGCUAUCAUUGUCGGCCGAUGAGAUAAUAGCUAAAAUAAAAAAACCACCACCAUUGAUACGGCCAUCAGUGUCAAAGGGUGCCGCACCGCCCGAAGCGAUUAACAUAAUGCGUCAGUGCUGGGCCGAGCAGCCAGAGAUGAGGCCAGAUUUCAACUCAGUUUAUGAACGCUUCAAAUUGCUAAACCAUGGUCGUAAAGUGAAUUUUGUCGAUACGAUGUUUCAAAUGUUGGAAAAAUAUUCCAAUAAUCUGGAGGAACUGAUACGUGAACGUACCGAACAAUUAGAUAUGGAAAGAAAAAAGACUGAACAACUGCUAAAUCGUAUGUUGCCCAGUUCUGUGGCUGAAAAAUUAAAAAUGGGUUUAGCUGUGGAACCGGAAGAAUUUUCCGAUGUUACCAUUUAUUUUAGCGAUAUUGUUGGUUUUACAACAAUAGCCGCUCAUUGCACCCCCGUACAGGUUGUUGAUCUACUCAAUGAUCUCUACACGAUUUUCGAUGCCACCAUUAAUGCCUACAACGUCUAUAAGGUUGAAACUAUAGGUGACGCUUAUAUGGUGGUGAGUGGUUUACCGGUUCGCAUACCCGAUCAUGCGGAACAAAUAGCAACCAUGGCUUUGGAUCUUUUGCAUCAAAGCGGCCGUUUUAAUGUAAAACAUUUGCCUGGAGUACCGCUCCAAUUGCGAAUUGGUCUGCACACAGGCCCUUGUUGUGCGGGCGUGGUGGGUCUUACUAUGCCACGUUAUUGUCUUUUCGGCGACACUGUCAACACCGCUUCUCGGAUGGAAUCUACAGGUUCCUCUUGGCGUAUACAUAUGUCCCAAGAGACAAGAGAUCGUUUAGAGACCCGGGGCGGAUACAUGAUUGAGCCAAGGGGUCUUAUUGAUAUCAAAGGCAAAGGUAUGAUGAACACAUUUUGGUUGCUGGGUAAGAAGGGUUUCGAUAAACCUUUGCCUAAUCCCCCACCGAUUGGAGAAUCUCAUGGAUUAGACGAAUCCUUAAUACGUAAUUCGAUAACUCUUAAAGCUCUUGCUAAUAAGUCGCGUAAUAGUACAAAUCCUUCGUCCAGUCAAUCAUCUUCCUUAGCCGGUGAAGCUGUUGAGGUAAAAGUGGAAAUUACUCCGCCCGCUAAUGCGGAAGUAAGUUCAAACCAUUUGCAAAACUCGUAUUCCUUGGAUUCUAAUUCAACAACUACGAUAAGCCCGAAUAUGAAUUUGUGUCCAGAGUUUCCAAGUAAGACGCCUAGUAGUAGUCCUCAAUCUAGGAAAAUUUCGGAUGCAACUUCAACUGCUAAUGUACCUGAACAUCUUCUUUGCUCUACUGUUAGUUUUAAUAGACUGCCUAAUUCUGCUGGUGGUUCUUCUUCCCGUUUAUACAAAAAAAUUGAAGAAAUGCUCGACCUCAGCUCACCCUACAAUCACUACAAAUGCUUAAGUCCCAGUGAAAGUAACCUUUCACAAUUUUACGACGGAAAAUAUAUAUACAGCACUAGUAGUGGCAGCGGAUCAGGCGGCAAUACCACCACCGUUUUAGCCAAUGUAAUUAAUUUGCACAGUGCUGGUCCACGCUUCGAGAAACCGGGAUCCUCACGUUUACUUAGACGUCAAUUCAGUUUGGAUCGUGACGACACACAUAAUAAAGGCGAAUACCAGUUGCAACAUCAACAUCCACAUCAAGCGUCCCUGCAAACCUCUUAUACACUCUCCCUAUCAACUAAGUCAUCUCUUCUUGAUAUUCCUAUACUGCAAGAAAAUUCGCGCAGUCCUAAGGUCAGCUUGGCGAGAAUACAUAAACAGAAUUCAUCAUCCAUAGCUCAGGAUUUAGAAAAAAUCGAAGAAAUUCCUUUAUCACCAGCCUCCUCGCAACAGCACAGCAGUUUGGAUAGCAAUAUGAAUAAGAGUCCACCUUCGACGAUAGAAACAUCAAUUCCACCACUUCAUAAGCCUAUACAAUACACUGGCAGUAUAUCACCACCACAGCUACAAACUCAAGGCAAGCAAAUAACUAAAACGUCGACUUUAUUUUCGGCUCCUACUUCACCGGCUCCAUCCCGCUCUCUAAAUGGCAUCAGUUAUAUAACUGGCGUGAUGGAGAGCCCGACUACAGAUGCUUCAACCGCCACUACAAGUGCAUCAGUCACUUCCACCCAAAGUACGCCGGCCGAUGAUCCCUUAACAGCUAAGAAAUCCGAGAUAAGUCUUAAUGUCGAGGCACUUUUAAGUAGGUAGAAAAGAGACGCAAUCGAUUUUAACCUAUCCGAAGGUUGUUUUAAAGAGAUAUGCUAUAAGAUUAAUUGAACUUUCUACGUUGCGAUACCGCAGGUAAAGUUGUUAAGAUUCAGCGUAACGAUCUUGUUCUUAGCAGGCUAGUGAAACUCUUUAUUUUUACAUUAACAAGGUAGUAAACUCUUUAAAUAUAUCUAAGAUAACUUAAUUAGUAGUAUCCAUUACGUUCAAGCCACAAAUAUAUUAUUAAUAUUACCCCCUAUUUUUAUGCCCACCACCGAAGUAUGAAGAAGUAGUCAUUUUGUUACAAGAUUUGCAAUAUCUAAAAGUACACUUCAAUGAAUCUACAAAGUAGAUAUAACCUUGAUCGGUAUUAAAUUGUUCUUCUUCUUGAUCGGUAUUGGUUUAAGAAUGUUCGUAUGACUGUCUAUUUGACCGUGUGUCUAUGGUCCCGUUACAACUAUUCAUAUAUCGACUUUUCAACAUAAGGCGUUAGAUGGGAAAUUGGCGAAAAGUGGCCCUAUCCUAACCAUUUUUCAAAAACGUUCCGUCUUUUGGGCUAAAAUAUGUCAAAUUUCGUUAAAAUAUCUCAAAGAUUGCAAUCUAUAGGUCACAAGAAACCAAAAAGGACGGACGGACGGGCGGACACACCAAAAAAGUGUACCAAAUUUCAUCAAAAUAUCUGGAAAAUGCUACCUGCAACAAGACGAAUGGACGGGCAGACAAAUUUCUAGUAAAAGAUGAUUCUAUCUCAUGUCCUUCCGGUGGCUGCACACGUCCCGCGCAAACUGAAUACGCCCGUGUAUCGCAGAUGGUGUAGGGUGUAAAAACGGACGCUUGCUUAUGACUCAUAAACUGCAGCAAUAAAAUUCUUUAUAUUCUAUAAAUGAAGCUACGACGUACCUACCUAUAAUACACCUUUCCCCAAUACCAUUUAGUAUUGAAAUUUCAUUUUAUACGAGUUUGUUUUCUCACUUGAAAGUGUUGAGUACAGAAGACUCGUCUACAGCCGGACAUAACUUUUUUACAUUUUCUCUUCUUAUUUUUCUAUUGCAAAAAGGGAGCGUUGAAGUGUUUAAUCCUUAGACAGAUGAAUAGUUAAGUUAACCUUAAGGAUAAGAGGAUUUAUUGAGAGAUAAUAGCUGGAAAGAGAAAAAUAGGAAAAUGAAGCAAAAAAAUAAAGUGAAUGCCUUAUAUAGAAAACUGAUAUGAAGGUACAAUUUUUUGUUUUUGUUGUAAUGGUUAAGUGUUUAAAAAUAUUUACAAGCCUCCCUCCUCGUGCCCAUAAAUCAUAAAAUUGUUAUUUUCAUUUUAAGGCGAUUACAGGGAUGCCUGCCUCUCUGUCGCGUCUCGCACUGUUAUCAACAUAUUUGCGUAGGUUUAACAUGUAAAGUAAACGAAGAAGAUAAUUAUUCGUUAAUGUAGCGUAAGGGGAAAAAAAACGGAUAUUAAAUGGUUUUCAUUAAAGCAUAGGUGUACAAGUGUAAUAAGUAGCAUAGCAAACAUCACAUUUUUUUCACACAUGUAUAAACAAAAACUUAUUAUAGGAUUAACUAACGAUUACAAAAAAAAAAAAAAAAAAAAGCAGAAGAAGAAGAAGAAGCGUUAUGCGGUAGAUAGUUGUUACCAAAAAUUUUGUUACAAAGACGAUGUUGCAAUAUUCACGUCCAUUACGCUCACCGCGUAGGAGGGUUUCGUUCUUUCUUAAGUAAAAUCCGAAG
Messenger RNA from Glossina fuscipes, 8794 nucleotides. RefSeq lists its product as uncharacterized. Gene Ontology annotation, molecular function: guanylate cyclase activity; protein kinase activity; peptide receptor activity. The record is from RefSeq and is a predicted model, not a curated record. The coding region runs from base 546 to 7076 and encodes 2176 amino acids. Gene Ontology annotation, biological process: intracellular signal transduction; protein phosphorylation; receptor guanylyl cyclase signaling pathway. NCBI's taxonomy places the organism in Eukaryota, Metazoa, Arthropoda, Insecta, Diptera, Glossinidae. The transcript has 14 exons.